CUGCCUUGCUGGGCACUCUCUUCAAAUAAGAAGGACAGUAAGUCCCUGCGUCACUUGCUGUCGACAAUCUCUUGAGGAUAGAGGUGUCGAGUGGCCGCGGCGCAGAACCAGACAAGAAGUGGAGCUUCUGCUCCAUCCUCGACAGGGAAAAUGUGUUCAUCUCAACGUAAAGUUUCAUUUGGAGAAGAUAACAGCAAAGAAAUUAAAGAAUCAAAAGUACUGUUAUCUGAAGAAGUAGAGAUUUCCGGUGGAAGACUUUCCGCUUUCAGAGAAAUUCGAGCCGCAUUUGUGGCAAAUUCGGCUGUCAUUCACCCUGGAAUGAUGUUUUCCUUCUCAGCAAUGGCCCUGCCUGAGAUGAUGGCAGAGGACUCGGUCAUAAAAAUUUCAACAGAACAGGCCUCAUGGAUUGCGAGCAUUGCUUCGUUCGCCACUCCAGCCGGAUGCCUGUUCGGCGCGUACAUAAUGGAUCGUUACGGACGCAAAUUUGCACUUGUUCUUCUUGCCAUUCCGUGCAUUCUGGGCUGGUUGUCGGUGGGGACGGCGGGACUCGUUGCCCCGCACGUGUCUAACGAUUUCGCGCUGAACAUAAUUUACUGUGGCAGAAUGCUGAAGGGAUUUGGCACUGGCAUUGUGGCUGGAGCGUCGAGGGUUUACACGAGCGAGAUCUCGACACCUCGUCGGCGGGGAACGCUCACUUCGCUCGCCUCGCUGGGCGUCUCGACAGGGGUGCUCAUCGGCUAUUCCUUGGGCGCCUUGUUUUACUGGCCGGUCGUCGCGAUUCUCUCCGCCCUGGUGCCACUGACCUCAGUUAUUUUGUCACUCGUCUACCUACCCGAGACGCCCACGUGGUAUCUCACGCAGAAACGCAACCAAGAAGCGCGUGUCGCCCUGCAGGCAGUCAGGGACCCUCAGUAUCCAUCAAAGCUACUCGACCACGAACUUGAUCACCUGGGUGGCGUCUUGGAAAUUGACAGCAAAUCAAACAAGUUAAAGGAAUUAUUAAAAGGCUCCUCUUUGAAACCCUUAGCGAUGGUCGUAUUUUACUUUUUCACUUACCAAUUUUCAGGUAUUAGUGUUCUCACUUUCUACAACGUUCAGAUUGUGGAGAUGACUGGAGCUAAGGUGGACACAAGCAAAAUGGCCGUUGGAUUUGCAAUCUUGCGGUUGUUUUUCAACGUCAUCGGAUGCUACCUUUUGACUUUUUGCAACCGUCGCACCCUGACCAUCGCUUCCGGAGUGACCUCCGGCCUUGCCAUGAUCUGCCUUGCCACCCACAACUAUCUCCACACCCAGGGAAUAGUGAUCUCCGAUUCAUUAAUGUGGAAUUACCUGCCCAUCCUGUGCAUUGUCUCCUUUUACAUUACCUACUCUUUGGGCUACCUUUUGAUUGCGUGGGUGCUCACCGGGGAAAUUUACCCGGCCAAAAUUCGCGGCCUCCUCGGUGGAAUUACGAGUUGUUUUGCGCAUUCCUUUUUAUUCGCCGCGGUAAAAUCGUUCCCCUAUCUGAUGGAGAAUGUGGGUUUUCAUGGCUCGUUCUGGUUUUAUGGAUGCACCGUGGCCUUCGGCUCGAUCAUUCUGUUCAUAAUACUGCCCGAAACACGCGGCAGAACUUUGCUGCAGAUCGAGAGCAGCUUCAAGAAAAAAAGGAAUCCCACUCUGAAUUUGAGACGCUUGUUUUUUCACCGCCUCAAAUCGGAAUAUAACAAAAUGCAAUCCGAAACGAUGCUUGAUUCAGAUCAUGGAAAAUAUGGGGGCCAUGCGAAAUUUCUAUCAAAGAAAAGGAAUGAAAAUUUAAGAGAAAGUCGAUCUUAUUCUGCGUUCAAUGAGAUCAGAGCCGCUAUUGUUGCAAAUUUAGCAGUUAUUCACCUUGGAUUGAUGUUUUCAUUUUCUGCUAUGACUCUGCCGGAAAUGAUGGCGGAAGAUUCGGAAAUUCCCAUAACUACAGAACAAGCUUCUUGGAUUGCGAGCAUUGCGUCACUCGCAACACCGCCAGGCUGCUUAUUCGGGGCCUACAUAAUGGAUCACUACGGACGCAAAUUCGCACUUGUUUUUCUUUCGAUCCCGUGCAUACUUGGCUGGCUGUCGGUUGGGGCGGCGGGACUUCUCACCUCCUACGUGUCUAGCGAGCUCGCGUUGAGCAUAAUUUAUUGCGGCAGAGUGUUGCAGGGAUUCGGCACCGGCAUUGCGGCUGGCAGUGCCAGAAUUUACACGAGCGAAAUAUCAACACCCCGCAAAAGAGGCGCAUUGACCUCUCUGGCGUCGUUGGCAAUUUCAAUUGGGGUCCUCCUUGGCUACUCACUAGGAGCCCUUUUCUACUGGCCAGUCGUAGCGAUUCUAUCAUCCCUGGUUCCCCUCACCGCUGUCAUUCUGUCUCUGAUUUACCUGCCCGAAACGCCUACUUGGUAUCUGACAAACAAACGUGAAAUCGAGGCUCGCGUCGCUUUGCAAGCUGUGAGGGACCCGAAAUGUCCUAAAGCAAUUAUCAACGAGGAAUUGGAACAUUUGGGUGGCGUUUCCGAUGACGGCAGAAGAACGAGCAAGUGGAGUGAGUUGAAAAAGGGUUCCUCACUUAAGCCGUUGGCCUUGGUCACCUUUUAUUUCUACACCUAUCAAUUCUCAGGAAUAAGUGUUUUGACUUUUUACAACGUGCAAAUCGUCGAGAGCACUGGUGCUCAGGUGGACACCAGCCAGACAGCCGUCAGCUUUGCCGUUCUAAGGCUGUUUUUCAACGUCAUCGGUUGCUACUUAAUGACGAUUUGCAACCGUCGCACCCUGACCAUCGCGUCCGGAGUGGCCUCCGGCAUCGCCAUGCUCAGCUUGGCCACCCACAACUAUCUCCACACCCAGGGUGUUGUGACCUCCGAGUCAAUGAUUUGGCAAUACCUGCCCAUAAUUUGCAUUGUCUCCUUUUACAUUGCCUACUCUUUGGGCUACCUUUUGAUUCCGUGGGUGCUCACAGGUGAACUUUAUCCGGCCAAAAUUCGCGGUUUGCUCGGCGGAAUCACCGUUUGCUUUGCACAUUCUCUUUUAUUCGCUGCGGUGAAAUCGUUUCCCUAUCUGUUGGAGAAUUUAGGCUUCUAUGGCUCGUUCUGGUUUUAUGGAUGUAACGUAACGAUCGGCUCGAUCAUUCUGUUCAUAAUACUGCCGGAAACUCGCGGCAGAACGCUGCUGCAAAUCGAGAGCGGCUUCAAAAGUAAAAGGAGGGCCCGGAAUUGAAUUAAAAAUUUAAUUAAAAUAGUUGUAUUAUUCAAAUAAAAAAAUAUAAUAAGCAGAGUAAGAAAUGUUGUUAAUUUUUUUCGUAGAGUUGUGUCGUGUUAAUUGUUAAGUGUAUUCCAGUUUCAGUUUUAAUUUUUCAAAAGAAAUCUUCACGCAGAUCCAGAAA
Neocloeon triangulifer is the source of this 3382-nucleotide messenger RNA. RefSeq lists its product as uncharacterized. Gene Ontology annotation, biological process: transmembrane transport. Bases 151 to 3216 code for a protein of 1021 amino acids. The record is from RefSeq and is a predicted model, not a curated record. Gene Ontology annotation, molecular function: transmembrane transporter activity. NCBI's taxonomy places the organism in Eukaryota, Metazoa, Arthropoda, Insecta, Ephemeroptera, Baetidae. The transcript is spliced from 12 exons. Gene Ontology annotation, cellular component: membrane.